CAGGGAAGCUUCAUCUGACGGUUUUCAUUAUUCUCAUUCAGAUGCUCUGCGCCAAUGAAGCUUUGACGUGACGUCUCAGAUCUUCUUUGAUGAUGGAGUCCCCGAACUUGAACCUAAACUGUGCCAUAUGCCUGGAGCGUUUCCGAUUCCCUGUGACCAUCCCCUGCGGACACACCUUCUGUAAGACGUGCAUAACCACCCACUGGGACACCAAAGGCAAGGCCAACCUCGGACCUCAGUGCCCCCUCUGCAGCCAGGAGUUUAACACCAGGCCCAUCCUCAAGCGCAAUGUGUCCCUGUCGGUCCUGACUGAGGCUGCGAACAGUGGCGGCCCGUCCUGCAGGGAGUCACCCAUGAGGGGACACGAAGGGGUCAGAGCUAUGCAGCUGUGUGAUCGCCAUAAAAAGCCUCUGGUUUAUUAUUGCAGGCAGGAUAAAAUGUCUGUGUGCUGCGAGUGUGGUAUCGCAGAAUGUGCGGCCCAUGAGAAGGUCUUGUUGGAGGCGGAAAGGGAAAAUCAAGAGAUGCUGCUUGAGAUGAAGAAUAAGGAGGUGGGGAAACUCAUCGAAGAGACACAGAACUGUAUAAAGGACUUGACUGAGAACAUCGAUCAAGCAAAGGAGACUCUUGAACAGACCUCGGCCUGGGCCAAUGUCAAGUUCUCCACCCUGAUGAAAAUCCUGGCUGAGAAGCAGGAGGCCACAGAGCUCUUUAUCGAUGAGCAGAGAGAGGCCACCAUCACCGAGGCGGAGGCGCGGUUGGCUGAACUGGAGGAGCAUUCCCACAGACUCAAAGAGAGCCAGGACCAGAUAGCAGCUGUAAACAACCUCACCGAUACGGAGCUCAUCAAGGAAUCCAUGCUUAUAGAAGUUCCACGUUUUAAGGUCAUCCCCACAGAUGUAACACCCAACCUUCAAGAUCGAUUAAACUGCGUCACCGACAUCCUGUCCCGCGUCUCCAAGCUGGUGUCUGAGGACCUGGACAAAGCAGUGGGCACAGCAGUGGCUCAGGACAAAGAUGGUUCUCCUCAGGAUAAGAGGCCUGUCGGAGCUGUGGUUCCCAGUCCAGCUGCUCCGUGCCACCCUGGUGGGCAAGAGGGCCUCAACGCUUACCGAUGCUCUCUGACCUUUGACCCCCGCACGGCCAACGGGCACCUGUUUCUGUCUCAGGAGAACCAGAGGGCAGAGCACCUGACGUCUGGGCCCCGGCCCGUGCCGGUUCACGAGUCCCGCUUUGAUUACACCUGGCAGGUGCUCUGCUUUCAGGGCUUCACCCACGGGCAGCACUACUGGGAGCUGGAGGUGUCCAAGCCCUGGGCCUACCUCGGGGUGACGUACGAGGCCAUCCCCAGGAAGGAGAAAGGCAAGCGGUGCAUGGUGGGUAUGAACGAACUGUCCUGGAGCCUGCAGCUGGACGAGCAUCAGCUCAGCGCCUGGCACAAUAGCCGGAAGGAGAUCCUGGUGGGCCACUCGCAGCACAGGCGCAUCGGCAUGCUGCUGGACUACGAGGCAGGAACGCUCACCUACUACGGGGACGGUCAGACCAGGCUGCACGCCUUCCACUAUGCCUUCACCAAGGAGCUGUACCCCGCCUGCUGGAUAGGAGAGGGGGUCAGCAUCACCCUGUGCUCCACAUGAGGGUACAUGUAUGGAGACGUGAAGACGGGAGCUCGGUGAUAAGAAGCACUAUCAAACAUGGCCACUAUCGGACUCAACAGAGAAGAUCACAGUUAACCAUUAAGGAGUUUUUUUUGUCUUUUCACAGUGACUGCCUUUAUACCUUGUUUUUUAGCAGAAGCGACUGUGAGGGGCUAUCUCACCCAAACUCUAAAGACCCACAGGGUUUUGGUCUAACGACGGCACUACUUCAUUCUCUGUUUUUUUCUUCAUAGCAUGUAGUCAAUAAGUUCCAGGUUUAGAUAGACGUCUACUCUCAGGAAGAGAAGAAGCAUCUCCUUCACUCAGUGAUUCAGAUCACUGGAGUUUCAUUUUGAACAAGGGAAUUUAUUACUGGAGUUGGGAAACACACAUUCACACUGCACGCAUACAAAAAAUCAGCGCUGCAAAACAAGUGUUAGAAAAAGAAAAGGCCGUUUUUGUAAUGCAAUGAGAAGCAUCAUCCAAGCUGCCUGAAAAUCUGGCAGUUUUCCUGGUACUUCAUUUUAUUUUGAAACAUUAAUAAAGAUGUAAUUGAGAAGAAAGGCACCAUUUUACAAGGAUAUAGUCAUAUUUAAAAAAAUAAGAAUUCCAAAUCCCACCUGGGACCAAAUUUCUAAUUUCUCCUCCACAAAAAAGGCAACUUCCUCCAAGUCUGUGCAAUGCUUUCUUUGUAAUAGGCUAAAUUUCUUGCACAAUCUUUUCAAACUCCUGUCGAGCAAGUAUUUUGUUAUUUGUGAAAUCUAUACUAAAGUAUAACUUAACAAGAUGCUUCAUAUUGCUCAUUUUAAUGCAGGCGAGUCAGCUCUUCCGAUAUACCUUCUCUAAAAUCACACAUAGCCUAAAAUUACAGCUUUAUUCCUGUAAUCUCAGAUUGGUUUUCCUCUCUAAAUUCUCAGAUACUUUUUUUCUUCCUUAAUGUUUCAUCUCUUGGCAGACUUCAAUAAACGUAAAGAUUUGAGACAGUUUAUAUAAUAAUGGAGUCAGUGCAUAAAGCACAAUAACGCUACAGAAAUCCUGCUUCAUUUAAUUUUCCUGUUAAAUCUCAUGUGCUGUAAGAGAAACCAAAAUGCAUAGAACUGUACAUCUUUACUGUAAAUGUAAAGCCUCAUAAUGUUGGGAUCUGAUCAUUAAUGCACAAACUAAUUGCCCUGCCUGAACUGUGUGAAACCUGUGAUGCUGAUUGAGUGGUGAUGAAAUCUGCUGUCCUUUUUUUUUCCUUCUUCUUUUUUAUCGUGACCACAUUGAAAUCCUAGCUGGGACUUUUGGACUCAAACGUACUCGAGGCUCAGGACGUCUUGCACCAUACUUGAGAAACUACUGUGGAUUUGCACUAGUUGGCGAAGGUGCAGAUUGGGACUACUGAGGAGGAGGAGGAAAAAAAACAUUGCAGGGCCGAUAUGGCCGAAUGACAUUUAAACACAAGUCCUGCUGAAUCUGGAACAUGUUAAAUUUUCCCGUGCACUAAAGUGGACUACCAUCAGCGUGUGAUCGCAACAAAGACAAUGACAGCUGUGUUUCACAUGAAUCAAGAUCCAUUUAAUAAAAUGCAAUCCAAUGCACACAUUCA
Messenger RNA from Platichthys flesus (European flounder), 3222 nucleotides. RefSeq names its product tripartite motif containing 65 (gene trim65). Gene Ontology annotation, molecular function: zinc ion binding; protein binding. The coding region runs from base 90 to 1634 and encodes 514 amino acids. The transcript has 8 exons. NCBI's taxonomy places the organism in Eukaryota, Metazoa, Chordata, Actinopteri, Pleuronectiformes, Pleuronectidae. The record is from RefSeq and is a predicted model, not a curated record.